Molecule: messenger RNA, 1610 nt
Organism: Aspergillus costaricaensis CBS 115574
Lineage: Eukaryota; Fungi; Ascomycota; Eurotiomycetes; Eurotiales; Aspergillaceae
Product: ubiquitin-protein ligase RMD5
Exons: 4
Coding region: 182-1417 (411 amino acids)
Biological process (GO): proteasome-mediated ubiquitin-dependent protein catabolic process
Cellular component (GO): nucleus; GID complex; cytoplasm
Molecular function (GO): ubiquitin protein ligase activity
Source: RefSeq, a predicted model, not a curated record
GAAGAAGGCGACUCUAUUCUAUUCUACUAUUUCCCUCACAUUUUCGUUGUCGAGCUUCACAUUCUUAUUUCAGAUCUUGCGGUGAGCAGCUCAACCAUCAGAAUCACCUACAUAUGGCUGCAACGAUUGCCUAGUGAAGGUGCGGUAACUGUCGGACACCGCUUUCCCCGUCUGCCCCGUCAUGGAGCUGGUGCAGAAAGAGCACGACCGGCUUUCCAAGAAGAUCAAAGCCGGUCAAGGUAUCAAGAAUGUGCAGUCUACCAUAGAUUUGCUUCAGUCGGCACGAGAUGCAAUUGCUGCAGAUCCCAGUCAAGCAUCCAUUACACUGGCUAAGCUCCAGAAUCCCGUCAAAUCGUCUUUCGAUUCCAUCAAUGAUAGUCUUAAGGAAACACACAGUGGUCUCAACAAAUACUCCAAGUCGUUAGAUAAGUUAUUCAAAGACCGGCCUUUGCCGAGCACCGAACAUGAUGUCCUUUCCUCCCAAGAACACCUUAUCAACAGAGCUAUCGCUAUGCACCUUCUCCGAGAAGGGCAGUUUUCCGUUGCAUCAGAGUUCCUGAACGAAAUGGCACAAAAGAAAGCGAUCAAGAAGCAACAAGAAGGAGAUAUUGGGUCUAUAGACGAUGCGGCCUCGCUCUUAGAUCUCGACGAAGUUCCGCCGGGCGAAGUGCGGCAACAGUUCCACACCAUGUACCACAUCCUUCAUGAGCUGAAGGAAAACAACAACCUGCUGCCGGCAAUACAGUGGUCCAGGGAGAACAAGGAGGCUUUGGAGGCGAGAGGUAGUAACCUUGAGUUUGAAUUGUGCAGGCUGCAAUUCGUUUGGCUUUUCUACGGCGGACAACAUCAGCAAGGACCCAGUCCGGGUGGGCGGCAGGCAGCUUUGGAAUAUGGCAGGCGUGAAUUCCACACAUUCUUGCCCAGGUAUCUGCGCGAGGUCCAGCAGCUCAUGGGUGCAAUGGCCUUUUGCCCCAAUCUGCGAGACUCCCCGUACAACCAUAUCUUCAACAACCCGUCGGCAUGGUCCGAUGUGGCACACUCAUUCACGCGAGAGUUUUGCUCGCUACUCGGAUUGUCGGCAGAUUCGCCCCUAUAUGUUGCUGCUACUGCCGGUGCCAUUGCGCUGCCGACGCUGUUGAAGUUACAGACUAUCAUGAAAGCCAAACGAACCGAAUGGACCACGGAGAACGAGCUCCCGGUCGAGAUCCCGCUACCCCCGUCGUAUCUCUUCCAUUCUAUCUUUGUAUGUCCCGUAUCAAAGGAGCAAACCACGGAUGAGAAUCCUCCCAUGAUGAUGCCCUGUGGGCAUGUAAUCGCGGAGGAGUCACUCAAACGGUUGUGCAAGGGUAGCCGAUUCAAGUGCCCUUACUGCCCGAGUGAGAGUCAUCCGCGGGAGGCGAGAAAGGUAUUCCUCUAGUUGAACCGACAGGGUCAGUUCAGCAGAUAUAGCGGACAUAAGUGCAGGCACAUCUCCACACCGCAAUGGGCGUCGGUUACACAAUUUGCAAGCAGGCGUUAUGGUAUGGGCGUACAUGGGUUGGGCAGGCUCAGGACCUGGGUUGUACAUGGUUGUACAUAACGCAACGUUUCGUUACUAUGCUUGAAAGGAU